Clarias gariepinus (North African catfish) is the source of this 1081-nucleotide messenger RNA. RefSeq names its product oxysterol-binding protein-related protein 1-like. Bases 1 to 1008 code for a protein of 335 amino acids. The transcript is spliced from 9 exons. Lineage: Eukaryota; Metazoa; Chordata; Actinopteri; Siluriformes; Clariidae. The record is from RefSeq and is a predicted model, not a curated record. Gene Ontology annotation, molecular function: protein binding.
AUGGAGUUGUGUGUAAAGAGUGGAUUGGAGGUGAACUCGCAGAAUGAUGUCGGGGACACAGCUCUACACAUGGCAGCACUCUGUGGAAGAAAGGAGGUUGUUCUGCUGCUCUUACGGUACGGUGCAUCUGCCACACUACUCAACGGAUGUGCUCAGACCCCCAGGGAUAUCACCGACGAUGAUGAAGUCAUUACUAUGCUAGAAGCUGCGGAAAGACGAGAGGCUAGGAAGAUGGAGGGAAGACUUUUAGAUGCAGCAAGAGAAGGGGAUCGUGACGCUCUGGCUCAGUUGCUCAACAAGAACAAACCUCCAGACGUCAACUGCAAGGACUCGCAUGGGGAUACGGCGUUACACAUUGCAGCCUGCAGGGGGCAUAACGAGUGCGUGGACGUGCUGGUUCAGAGCGGAGCCAGCUUCAAUGCAACCAACAAAAACGGCCAGUCUGUGUUGGAUGUUGCGAAAGAUGAUCGAAUAAGAUCCUAUCUGGAGAAAUGUCAAGAAAAUAAAUGGGUGGAUGCCUUCGAGGAGCACGCCAUGUACAGCGCCUUCUGUGGAAGUCAGAGCGAAACACCUCUACCCAAAGGAGAAGAGGAAGUGAGUGAAGAAGUAAUGGACCUGGACCACUGCGUCUCGCACUCUCUUCAAGCGGCUGAAAGUUAUCAAAGGAUGCUGGAGUCCCAGGUGGCCAUGUUCUUCUCUAUGGUCAUGAAUGAGGACAACAAUGAUAUAACAGGUCCUGAGCUCCUCAAAGCCAGAGAGAUAUGUGAGCUAUGCAGUGAGACAAGCUCAGUGUUAAGACACUGUGUGGAUCUCCUGUCCCAGCGCACAGAGGUGUGGAACGUGAGGUUGGAACAGGAAGUAGAAAAGAACAAGCUCCUCUCCGAGGCUCUGCAGAAGUUGGCGACAGAGCAUCAGCGUCUCAAGGAGAACCUUUCUCCUGGCAGAAAUUCACCGUCUCUAAGCUCACUCCCCGAGGAUGAAUUCUACGACGCUGUCUCUGGUGAGUGAUCUACAGUACAGUCCUGAGGAUUCCACUUCCUGUCCUAAAAAGAAAGCAGACUCAUUUUCUUAAUAAUUUCUG